UGCAGCAUCCUCUCUCCUGGAUGAGGUGUUCCUCCCUCUUCUUGUCUUGCUCCAGAGCAGCCAUGGGACAGUUAAUCGAGGCCACCACAGAACCCCCGAAAAAGAAGCCGGACCCUGUGACUUCAGAGACGGUGGUGAUCUGGGGGCUGCGUCUCUGGCAGGUGAUUGGAAUCUUUGCCAUCUUUGUCCUGGCAGUCAUUAUCACCUUGUGCUGUAUCUUCAAGUGCCGGAUUCCCCGGACCAAGAAAGAGAUAGAGGCGCGAUAUGCUCAGCGGCAAGCAGCCAAGACGUAUGCAGACAAACUGGAGACCGUGCCACCACUCAACGAGCUGACAGAGAUCCCUGGAGCUCAGGUGGCAGAAGAGAAAAAAGAAGAAGUUCCCACUGUAUCUGGAAAAGUGGACAAGGCGCAAGGCAAGAAAAAUGGAUCCAAAGACUCCAAGAAGAAGGAAAAUGAAAAGGACCAGAAAAAAGGAUCCAAGAAAGAAGGGAAGGAUGGGGCCAAGAAGAAAGAAGGAGAAAAGGGUGCUGGUGACAAGAAACAAGGUGGUGGAAAGAAAGGUGAAAAAGAAGCUGAAGCAGCAAAGUCAGGAGGAAGCACCAAAACUAAUGGCAAAGCUGGUGGGAAUGCCAAAACCCCAGCAAAGAAGAAGUGACUGCUAAAACACCGUGACUGAGAGUCUUCACCCAACUUGGCAUAGGAGAGGGCACUGUCAGAUUGCUGUGGGUAAAGCACAGGGAGCAGAUAGGACAUGCUCCCUCCGUAUAUUCAGGCUGUUGAGUGCCACUGGAUGUACAGAUUUAUUAUCUUUUAAAGACCAUAUCACUGUUUUUCCCACCAAAGGAAAAUCUGGCUUUUCAGUAGCUUAUAAAUAAAAUUUACUGUGCAGAUAGCAACAAAACUGAAAGCUGGGGUGAGAACCAGGACUUUGAUAAGGAUCAUAAUGCACAGCGAUAAAGACCUAAACUAAUGGGAGGACACGGUUCAUUUAAAAUAUGUUCUUCUGGAGGACCUCAAGGCUUUUGAUAAACAUUCGUUAGCACUCCUCUCCUCCUAAAUAGGACUUGCACAUGGAAAAUUUUAGGCAUCAAGUACUUUCUGGAUGGUAAAGGCCAAAGAAUGAAGAACCCAAAGAAUUGGGUCAUGUGGUUUCUGAGAGAUGGCUCGGACACAUGGGAGAAAGCUUUCCUUUUUUCCCUCCUACCUCUUUUACUGAACUGCUGAAGGAAAAUUCUUCCUUAGACCAAGAACUGUGUAUUUCUCAGAAGGCUUAUCUCUUUUCUAAUUUUCUAGUGAAAGACAUACGAAUCAGGCUGUAGGAGGAGGCACACAGAAUAAAAAAGCAGAUCUCAUCCGUGCAGCUGCAGGCAGUAGCUGUCCUCACUUCAUCAUCACUUCAGUGAAGUCCACAGAUGACAAAAGCCCAUGGGGAGGGAGGGGGUGUGAAGAUGCUCAGCACGUUCCAGCAGAAACUCGGCAUCCAAGGGGAGCCGAACUGAGUGCUUGCCUGCCUUCUCACUCGCUCUUCCUGAGCAGUCUUGAAACCGGGGCUUCUGCAUCAUUUCAGUGUGGCUCCUAUUUCUCUCACCUCCUGGAGAAUUCUUAGGAGUAGUUUUAACAUGAGCGGCUUUUCUGCUAAUGUGCUUUGUAAAUAUCUCAGCAGUUUGUGCCUGGAGAUCAACAGACAUCGGAUAUUUAGGCUGGCAAUUGCAAAACAUACAAGCUAAGUGGAAAUAAUUGGCAAGCUAUCAUAAUGACUAAAGCUCUGUCAUCUCCAUUGGAUUCACAGUCUCUGAGCACAUGCGCUGGUGCAGCUUUAUCUACAGCAUGAGGCCAAGAGGGAGUUAUCUCAAGUACAGGCUACGAGGCUCACCCUAUUAAUCAGAGUUAUGUUAAUCCAACUCUUUCCUACCCCUGUGAUUUCAGCACAUGCAGUGAGUUCUAUCUAUCACAUGCAGUGAGAUCUAUCACUGCAAAGACAGGUCUCAUUCAGCUCACCUUUCCUUUUUCCUUUCCCCUCUCUUACGCAUCCCAUCCUGGCAGAAAAUGAACCCAGCAAGACAAAAAGUUUUCUACUGUGUUAAUGAGGUCACUCAGUUCAUGGAGGGUUCCAAAAGCACCAGACCUGGUGCUGCUGGUGCUACACCAGUGAUGGUGUAGGACUUAGGUAGCAAGGAUGGGAGAGGUGUUCACAACCCACAGAAAUAUUUACCAAGAGAGUGAAUGGUGACAGUUCACUGCCUCCAAAGCCAGAGGAGUUGCAAGAAGUCAGGGAUGCUGCUAGGUCAGAAAUUCUGCCCCUAUAUGCAGACAAGUGAUUUGAGCCUUAGAUCUCCAUCGACUACAAUGAUACCCAAGUCGCACUUACAUUUAAAUGCCUGAAUCUCAGUCCCACAACUAAUUUUUCAGUGGAUGAAAGCAGGUUAGAUGAGUGGGGAUUACAGCUUCUAGGCAGGAGUGGACGAUCUGUUUUCAGUCCCCUCCUCAGCCUAGGAGGUCUCAGAUGCACAGGUUUAUGCCUCAGGACGAUGCACCAGCUACAAGGGUUUAGGUAAGGCUCAGAAAGGAACUUUUCUCCAUCGUUUCAGCUGGGGCUGUGAAGAAAGGGAAUGCAAUGACUCUUCCAUGCAAAACCUGGUCUCUGGAUCUGGGGCGAGCGUCCAGGUUCCUGUCUCCUCUACCACUCACCAGCACAAUGCUUCCCGCUUCCGGAGUUGGUCCAGGUAGACUCACUGCCAAAUUCUAAGUGUCAAACUCCAUCUGCGGCAACGUGCCUUGGGGGAGUUAGCAGCAGCAUGCACCACAUCUGAGACCAGUGGAUCUGAGUGGGAAAAAAGCCACUGCUUCAGGUGAAAGAUAAGCUCAGCAAGAGCCGCGUGAGUUCCUCUUCUCCAUCAUGAAGAAGGUGUGGGUUACCAUCUUCCUGGGAAUGGUAUUGCCCAAAUACUCAGAGGCAGAGUUCAUCUAGGGCAAAUGCCAAAGGAAGCCUCCAACUUGUGUCUCACCAAGUGCUGUGAGAAAGGGAGAGGCAAAAGCAUCUCAGGUAGGCACUUAUUCUGCUCCUUAUAUUCCUCGAACUGGGAGGAGACGGAGCAACAGAAGCAGCAUGCUCCCAUCUCAUCUUCUUUGCAACACACAGGCCCUGGAAAACAAAGAAAUUUUAGCGUCACAAGAACAAGAGUGAUUAAGGACCUUAACUGGAGUCACACCAUAAAUCAGUAUCAGAACCAGGACUUCGACCCAAAUGUCUCAGACUCCAGACGUUAAGAGCAUCCCGCUCUGAGCAGAGCUCCCUGACUUUGUCUCCAUCACCCUGUACCUUAUCUGACACCUGCACUAAGGUCCUUGCUAUCCCGCCACCCAAGUCUGUACACUUUAUGUUCUUGCUCUCAAAUGUUGCUUUCACUUCAUUUGAUAAAAAGGGAACUCUGUAAAGGAGGAGCAUCCGCAGAAUAGUGAUGUAAAAGCUUUGGAGUAAGCCUGAUGAGGUGUCAGUGCACAUGAACACACCUUCGCUUUAGGGAGCCGCAGAGGCUCCUAGCACCAGAGUUGAUCAAAGCACACUGAUUCCAAUAUAAAAGAAUGCACCUUGUCAGUCAUUAUAUUUCAGUCACAUGCUUUCUUCUGUUCGCUCCCUGUGUAACUGAUUUCUUUUAUAGGAUGUCAAAAGCAAAAGAAAUGAAAAAGAGAAUUGUGUUUAGAGCAGGCAAUACUUGCAUGGAUGCUGCUCCCCUGGAAGCGCACAAGCUUGCAUGAGCUCGCUGUCUGGCACACCAAGUAUUGCAAAGGUUUGAGUGGGUUCUUAUGUCUUCUAAAGUCCACUUCACAGGUGAAACCUCUGUAGGGUAGGAUCCAGCUGUGAUGUGGCCAGGCAGGAGUGCUUCCAGGUCCUGUGACUGGAAAGAUGUUGCACGGUGUGGUACUGUUAUCCUCCUGUCAAUGUUACUUAUGAUCUGCAGACUGUGGACGCUGACUCUUAUUCUCUCAAUCUGUACCUAUUUGGUAAGGUGGAAGAGGACCUGAUAUGCACAUGAUCGGAAAUCUCCAGUGAUGAAAAUCUAUCUCUUCGUUUCUUCAUUAAGCUCAUUAUCACACAGUAAGAGCUCUUUUCUUAGCCCUCUUCCCUGCAAGAUCCUCUGCCAAAAAAAUAAAAAGGGAAAAGAAAAUAAAAUGCUGCAUCUGGG
Struthio camelus australis is the source of this 4185-nucleotide messenger RNA. RefSeq names its product transmembrane inner ear (gene TMIE). Gene Ontology annotation, biological process: sensory perception of sound; inner ear morphogenesis. The record is from RefSeq and is a predicted model, not a curated record. Lineage: Eukaryota; Metazoa; Chordata; Aves; Struthioniformes; Struthionidae.